UUUCACACGAACUACGGAGUCUUGCACAACCUGUAAAGCAACAAGAGUAGCGAUAAGCUGAAUCACUCCCGCAGGACGGCGGUGGUUGAAUCAUGCCUCGCUCUAGCAAACUGAUUUGGGAUUUAAGGAAACGCUCACUCGGCUUGGAUCAGAGAAGCAAUUUUGUGCGGGCGGAUUAUUUAGGCACACGAGAGUUUGUCCAGAGACUAAAACUUGAAGCUGCCCUACCUGUCCAUGAUGGCUGUGUAAACACAAUAUGCUGGAAUGAUACUGGUGAAUACCUCCUAUCAGGAUCAGAUGACACCAACCUUGUCAUCACAGACCCUUUUACUAGGAAGGUUCUAGUUAAUGUCCCCUCUCAUCAUCGAGCCAACAUCUACAGUGCCAAAUUCAUGCCAGCGUCUUGUGAUCACUGGAUUGUUUCAUCAGCAGGAGAUGGACACAUCCAUUAUACCAACAUCAGCAGGAGCCCUGACAUCACGCAACACAAGUUUACCUGCCACUAUGGCACUGUUUAUGAGAUUCUUACAGUGCCCAAUGACCCACACACUUUUCUGUCUUGUGGAGAGGAUGGAACCGUCUGCUGGUUCGACACCAGAUUAAAAAAUGAAUGCAGCCAAAGUAGAUGCGGAGAUGAUGUUCUUAUAAAAUGUCGCAGGGCGGUCAGCUCCAUGACUGUCUCCCCUGUUGAGCCCUGUUACCUUGCUUUGGGCUGCUCUGACAGCUCAGUACGCAUAUACGAUAGGAGGAUGCUGGGGACCAUCACUACAGGGGGCUUUUCCACUGCAGGAACUACAGGUAUCUGCCUACGCUUUGUGCCUCCUCACCUGACUGGUAGGUCGUGCCGCGUGACCUCAUUAUGUUACAGUGCCGAUGGGCAAGAAGUGCUUGCCAGCUACUCCUCAGAUUACGUCUAUCUGUUUGACCCCAAAGAUGACCAGGCCUCCAAGUUAAAAGGCCUAUCUGAAAACAGGAGACAGGAGCAACCACCCGUGAAGCGCUUGCGACUGAGAGGUGAUUGGUCAGAUACUGGUCCCAGGGCCCGUCCUGAAAGUGAGAGAGAACGAACUGGAGAGUCCAGUUCUAACAUGUCACUGAUGCAGAGAAUGUCAGGGAUGUUAUCUCGCUGGUUUGAGGAAGCCAGUCAGGCUCAGAAUAACAGGGCCCACUUACGUUCACGCUCAAGUGGAAACAUCACUCAGUCAGCCAGUACUAGCAUGUCUUCUGCAGGAGAUCAGACAGGGUCCGGUGGUGAGAGUCCUACACAAGCCGAUGCAGAGAACAUACCUUUCCCAGCCUCUAACUCAACUACAGGGACCUCCUCACCCCGGUCCUCCUCCACAUCUCAUAGUGCACAGUAUCAUGGCUCCACAGGUGCUCUUGCAGCCUCAGCAGAGCCAGUUAUCAGUCUGCAGUACAGUUCAGAGGGUACCACCACCAGCACUAUCAAGCUAGACUUCACACACCAGUGCAGGAGUGAAACAGGAUCAUGCUGUAGAUCCCAUAGCAGCAGGAGGUCCGAUGAAGGAGAGAGCAGCAGGGCUGCACAAAGCACAGAGCCGAAGCAGCCAGAGAUGGAAGGGCUCAAUGAACACGGUGUAGAGGCUGAGAGGCAGUCUCAUGCAGAGUUGAGUAGACACAGUCAGGCAGCAGUGCAAGCAAUGGGCUCAGAUGACAGCGAUGAUGAGGCAGUACGCACCUCCUCUGUACACACACUGAGAGGUCCAACUGAAAGGUUUAGCUUUAGGGGAUCAGCUAUAGGUGAACGGGUUCUCAGACGUACAGCAGCUGCCAGGAUCCAGGAGAUUUUCCGUAGAAGAAAGGAGCGCAGAGAGAUGGAGGAGACCGAGGCACUUGGUAUCAGAAGACCUGUUGCCAAAAUGUCUUUCAAGGGCCACCGUAACUCCAGGACCAUGAUUAAAGAGGCGUGUUUCUGGGGAAAAAACUUUGUGCUGAGUGGUUCGGACUGUGGACACAUCUUUAUAUGGGACCGCCACACUGGAGAACAUGUGAUGCUACUUGAGGCUGAUAAUCAUGUAGUGAACUGCCUACAACCACACCCAUUCGAACCAUUGCUAGCAUCUUCUGGAAUUGAUUAUGAUAUAAAGAUCUGGUCACCUAUGGAGGAGCUUCCAUCAUUUGACAGAGUGCUGACUGAGGAAGUGAUCCUGCGUAAUGAGCUGAUGUUGGAAGAGAACAGAAACACUGUAACUGUCCCGGCAUCAUUCAUGCUCAGAAUGCUGGCUUCCCUUAGCCACAUCAGGGCAGAUCGAUUUGAAGGAGACCCAUCAGAAGGCUCAGGACAAGAGAAUGAGGACUGAUGCAAGACAUUAUAUUAAGCAAUAGGUAAUGCUGCAUAAAUUAGUGUUCUUUGAAGUGCAAUAUAUUUAUAGAUAGAAGGACAUGCUUGUGUAGCCUGGCAAAAUCCAUCCUGAAUCUUGGAUGGUAUUACUUUUAGUUUUCCCCCACAGACUCUGUCUGGCACUUUUCUACUAGCAAUAGUGACUCUAUUAGAGUGUUCUGAUGAGCUGCAGAGUUGAUUCUGUUAUGAUAUCUGAAAUAGAGGGUGCAGAAAUAAAAACAGAAGCCUUAAUAAUGACCAAAGAUAUAGACUUGCACUGAUGACACUGUAAACCACAACUGGAUAAAUAAACAGCAGUAAUCAGUAUUUGUUUUUGAUUAAGAGAAGAUGUUUUUGAUAAGACUUGCUACCUUGCACGUAAGUAAUAUUCAUAUGCACAAUUACUCAUUAUUCGCAAUGACUGAAUUUAUGGAGUGAAUCAAAAAUGGAAGCUCAUAAGGAUAAUUUUCUUCCUUCACCAGGCUUAUGUUUAUGUGGUUGUUUAUAACUGUGCCUCUACUGUAACUGCAAAGUGCGAGACCUCUUGUCUAAAUUUAUCUUGGUGCAAGGAUAGGUAGUGAGCUUGUUUCUUUGCCCUCUACACUCAUGAGAUUCCUGCUGGUCCUGUGAUUCACCAUAAGUAUGUGAGAAUGUACGCAUUCAAAUCAUUGUAUCUGAAGUGUUCUGUAAGAUCUGAAGCACCACCUUGGUUUAUAAUAAGUGAAAAUAACACUUCGGUUUCCACUGAA
This is a messenger RNA of Colossoma macropomum (tambaqui), 3090 nucleotides long. RefSeq names its product DDB1- and CUL4-associated factor 6-like. Bases 93 to 2321 code for a protein of 742 amino acids. Gene Ontology annotation, molecular function: protein binding. The transcript is spliced from 19 exons. Gene Ontology annotation, cellular component: cytoplasm; Cul4-RING E3 ubiquitin ligase complex. Gene Ontology annotation, biological process: positive regulation of transcription by RNA polymerase II. The record is from RefSeq and is a predicted model, not a curated record. Lineage: Eukaryota; Metazoa; Chordata; Actinopteri; Characiformes; Serrasalmidae.